Molecule: messenger RNA, 1919 nt
Organism: Plectropomus leopardus (leopard coralgrouper)
Lineage: Eukaryota; Metazoa; Chordata; Actinopteri; Perciformes; Serranidae
Biological process (GO): regulation of transcription by RNA polymerase II
Cellular component (GO): transcription regulator complex; nucleus
Source: RefSeq, a predicted model, not a curated record
GGAAACGGAAGUCAAAACAGUAGUGUUUUGGUUUUUGAACAGAUUUUGAACAGGUUUUGAACGCUUCAUCCAUGAUUUUGAAACAUGGCUGCGAACGAUGUUUUCACCACACGAACCAGGUGGACUCGGGACAUGGAAGAUUUAUUGGUGGACUUGUGGAAACAGUAUGAGUGUUUGUACGACGUGUCCUCGGACACAUAUCACAAUAAGCUGGAGAAGGAGAGGUGCUGGGAGGAGAUAGCUGUGGCUCUGGAUCUGUCCGUGGAGGAGGUGAAGGUGAGGGCUACAUCUCUGCGGACUCAGUACACCAGAGUCCUGAAGCCUCUAACAUCAGGCAGUGGGAAGAAUAAAGCCCUGACACCCAGACAGAGGAGGAUCCUCAAGUCCCUCAAGUUCCUCCGAAAACAUGUCAAUCCUCGCUCCUCUGAAAGCAAUGUUGACCAGACAACAAAAGACACAUUGACCACACAGCUGGAAAGUGAUGGCAGCAACCCAGAGAACACAACCUUCUCCCUGGACCUGGACUCUGGCAGGUCACACUCACCUGCAGAUAAAGUUGCCAUUGCUCGGACCAACUGGUCUGUAGAAAAGGAAAACAAGCUCUUGCAGCUGUGGCAGCAGCACCCCUGUUUGUAUGAAUUUUCUGCAGACAGAUUUCAUGACAGGUUGGAGAGGGAAAAGAAAUGGACUGAAAUCGCUACCACUUUGGAUCUUCCGGUUGAGGAUGUAAAGAUUCGGGCCACCUCUCUGCGAACUCAGUAUUCCAAACUGGUGAAACCGCUGGCUUCUGGGAAGAUGAGGAAACCCAUAACAGGGAGGCAGAGGAUGAUCAUGACGUCCUGUGAAUUCCUCAAAAAACAUAUCACCCAUCGUCCCACUGAAGGCAAAUGUGACCAACUGAUAAAAGAUGAGUUGGUGACUCAGCAGGACAGCAGCGAGAGCGAGCCAGAGAACACAGCACUGUCCCAGGACCUUUAUGGUGGAGCGUCACCUUCACCUACUGAGAGCUCCUCUGUUUCACCUCCUCCUCCUCCUCAGCUUGCCAAAAAAGAGCAGGACACAUCUGACAAGGAAGGACAGAAACUGGCCUUUUUGCAGCACAUAUUAGAUGUUUUAAGGGAGAACCACAGCAAGGAACCACAGAAAGACUGUGAGGACGCAUUUGGUGUCACUGUUGCAAUGGAACUGAAGAGGAUACGAAACCCAGCACUGAGGAACAGGGUCAAAAGACAAAUAAUGACAGUACUGUAUGAUGCUUUGGACUCUGAGCAGGUGACGGACCCACUCCCAUACCAGCCCCAUCACGCAUUCCAAAGGGAAGAUCCCCAUUCUAUUACCGUAGUCAUACCUUAACAUCUCACCUGUAUAUUGUGCCACAGAAAGACUGAGAUAAUAUUUGGAAUUCAGAAAUGUUUUCUCUUAUUUUUAAGCUCUUUUAUUUAUUUUUGUUGUAUGUUAGCUUGUUUGUUAGCUUUAGGCUAACUAGCAGUGGCGAAAACAGUGUUGGUGGUUGAGAAACAUACAGUAAUAUUUGCUACAGUGUUGCAGUGUUUACAUUAUUAUGUAAUUAUAUAUCAGACAUCUGAUCAAAGUUUGAUAAAAGUAAGAUGUACUCCAUCUCGCAAGAUAUUUACAUUAGGUUCAAUAAGUCCACUUUUUGUUGGAGGUUUCAGGUGGCGGUGUUUUCCUUCAUUGUGAUUCCUGUAUGAAACGACAGUUAGCGUUUGAAUUUGUUUGAUACCUAAUCCAGUUUACCCUGGUUACAUUUGAGUUUCAGAUUUUAGGAAAGUGCCCAGACAUUUCUCUCUGUCAUUUUUCCCAAAUUGCGAAUAAACGAUGAAACAAAACUGGACUUUCAAUAUGAAAGACAAUGUACUUUUUCUUUAUAUUUGAUGCUGUGCUAGCGUACUUUAAGAAAA